AAUGGAAAGAGAAGUAGCAAUUAUUUCAAUGAUAUACAUAAACAGAUUAUUAAAUUAUAAUUAAGGCAUAGAAAUAAAUUGUUUGAAUUGGUAGAAAAUCUUAUUUACUGCUUUGGUAAUGGCAUCAAAAAUAUGGGAUGAUGAAUCUUUUGAAAAUAAUAAUUUUGCAAAAGUACUGCCUCAAUUCUCAACUGUAUAAAUAAACGAGAUGGAAAAAGUAUUCUUAAAAUUAAUAGAAUAUCAUCUCUAUGUAAAUUCUGGGGAGUAUGCCAAGUAAUAUUUUAUCUUAAGAACUUAUGCUGAUAAAAAAUAAAGAAGUUAUGCUCUAAAAUAAUUAGAUAUCUCAACGGUUUUAAAAUUACAAAGAGGAGGCUAAUAACAAUUAUCAAAGCAGUAAUAUUUAAAUACUUAAAACAAAAGCUUUUGA
Molecule: messenger RNA, 427 nt
Organism: Paramecium sonneborni
Lineage: Eukaryota; Ciliophora; Oligohymenophorea; Peniculida; Parameciidae
Source: the annotation of a GenBank genome assembly